CACGGUGAAAGCGAAAGACAAUCUCGACUCGUCAGAAAUCAUAAUACUUUCUUUCUUGACUUCGAAAUCACAAUCAUUGGCACUGUGACGCACGGGUUCCUUGUUCAUUAAACUCACUCAGUUUGCCUAGACGAUGGAGUAGUAGACAAGCACAAAAUACAGGCACAGCACAAGACGGCACCGAGCCAAGAAUCUUGUAGGAUCUGUCAGGCUUUCAGCUCCACUGGAACUGCCUUCGCUCUGUGCACUUCACUUAGCAGAAAUUAGCAGUACUCCGCGGCUGCCACCCAAUGGAGAAGGCCGCCUCACUCCUCUCCUCCCUCCUCCUCGGCGGCGGGGAGUCGCCGGAGCCGGCGGCGGUGGUGAAGUCCAUCUUCAUCUACCCCAUUAAGUCAUGCAAGGGCAUCUCCGUGCCCCAGGCCCCAAUCACCGCCACCGGGUUCAGGUGGGAUCGACAGUGGAUGGUGGUGAACUCCAAAGGGAGGGCCUACACCCAGAGGGUCGAGCCCAGGCUCGCGCUGGUCGAGGUGGAGAUGCCGCCGGAGGCCUUCGCCGAGGACUGGCGUGAAAGAGCACUAACAUGGCGAUCCACGCCCGACGCUCACAUGGUUAUCAGAGCACCCGGAAUGGGCCCAUUGAAGAUCCCUCUUGUCGCGGAACGCGCCACAGUUGAUGAUAUUUCUGUGUGGGAGUGGUCUGGCUCUGCAUAUGAUGAAGGAGCUGAAGCAGCUGAAUGGUUCUCCACUUUCUUUGGGAUCCCAACUCGACUAGUGCGCUUUAAAGAAGUGUUGGAAACUAGACUGACCGAUCCUGACUACUCUCAAGGUUACAAAACCAUGUUUAGUGAUGGCUUCCCUUUUCUGAUAGCCUCCCAGGGCUCACUAGAUGCACUAAACGAGAUUCUUAAAGAGCCUAUACCAAUGAACCGCUUCAGACCAAAUAUUUUAGUGGAUCGAUGCCACCCAUACUCAGAGGAUCUGUGGAAAACAAUAAAGAUAAACAAGCUAACAUUUCUAGGGGUGAAGUUAUGCGGCCGUUGCAAGGUGCCUAGAAUUAAUCAGGACAAUGGGAUACCUAGCACCACCGAACCAACUGAAACCCUACUGACAUUUCGGUCCGAUGAAGUGCUGCGCCCAAGUCACAAAAAUAAACGCCAGGUGUACUUUGGGCAAAAUCUAGUCUGCAAGGAAUCGCUGUCUGCAAAUGGCAAUGGAAGGAUCAUCAGGGUUGGCGACGCAGUUUAUGUUCUUCAGUCGUUCUCUUCUUCUGAUGAGGUGCCUGCCUGAGUCAGGGCUAUGUAGCAGCUGGCUUUCUGUGUUCCUGUGCGUGCAAGAGACCACGAAAUAGAUGAAUAAUUUUUGUAAGCAGCAGUUUUUUUUUUCUCUGACCACGAGGAGAGACUCCCA
Phragmites australis (common reed) is the source of this 1406-nucleotide messenger RNA. RefSeq lists its product as uncharacterized. Lineage: Eukaryota; Viridiplantae; Streptophyta; Magnoliopsida; Poales; Poaceae. The coding region runs from base 291 to 1286 and encodes 331 amino acids. The transcript has 9 exons. Gene Ontology annotation, molecular function: pyridoxal phosphate binding; catalytic activity; molybdenum ion binding. The record is from RefSeq and is a predicted model, not a curated record.